GCCCCGCGCCGGAAGCGGCGCGCAUGGCGCGGGCCGCUCGGGUGCUGGCGCUGGCGCGGGCGGCGGAGGGAGCGGCGGGGCCGGGCCGUGCCCGCCUGGUGCUGCUGCCCCCCGGCAGCGGGGCCCGGCCCGGCCCUCGGGCUGCGCGCGGGGAGCCGGCGGAGGGGGCAGGCUGGGCCGCGGCGGAGGGCGCAGGCCGGCGGGAGCCGGGCCGCCCCGCUGAGGGCCCGAGCGGCGCGGGCUGGGGGGAGGCGGUGGCGGCCGCGGCCGCUGCCCUGCAGGCGGGCGGGCUGGUGGCGGUGCCCACGGACACGGUGUACGGCGUGGCCUGCCUGGCCCAGGACUCGGCCGCCGUGCGCAGCAUCUACAGCCUGAAGGGGCGGAACGGCGCCAAGCCGCUCGCCAUCUGCCUCGGGGACGUGGAGCGGCUCUACCGGUAUUGCCGCGUCAAUGUUCCCGACGAGCUGCUGCGGGACUUGCUCCCGGGACCAGUGACCCUGGUCUUGGAGCGUUCAGAAGAGCUGAAUAAAGACUUGAAUCCCUUCACAUCGCUGGUUGGUGUUCGCAUCCCAGACCACCCCUUCAUGAGAGACCUGGCACGGGCCUGCCCCGGACCCCUGGCCCUGACAAGUGCCAACAUCAGCUCCCAGGGCAGCACCCUGACCGUGUUGGAAUUCCAGGACUUGUGGCCUCAACUGUCCUUGGUCAUUGAUGGAGGCCCCAUAGGAGACAUCCAGAGCCCAGAGUGUCGCCUGGGGUCAACUGUGGUUGACUUAUCUGUGUCAGGGAAAUUCUCCAUCAUCCGGCCUGGCUGUGCACUAACAUCCACAGUGGAAAUCCUGAAGAAGAAAUAUGGCUUGGUGCCAGAAUCCUCCUAACCCUUGGGACUGGGAGCUGUUGGAGCUGGGCACUGUGUGCCUGUGCACUCAGGAGUGAUCAUGGCCUUGUUUAAUAAGGUCGAUGGGUUACGUCAAGGUCAAUAAAAGAUUAAAAAAGAAA
Molecule: messenger RNA, 999 nt
Organism: Prinia subflava (tawny-flanked prinia)
Lineage: Eukaryota; Metazoa; Chordata; Aves; Passeriformes; Cisticolidae
Gene: YRDC
Product: yrdC N6-threonylcarbamoyltransferase domain containing
Exons: 5
Coding region: 24-878 (284 amino acids)
Biological process (GO): regulation of translational fidelity
Cellular component (GO): cytoplasm
Molecular function (GO): nucleotidyltransferase activity; double-stranded RNA binding; tRNA binding
Source: RefSeq, a predicted model, not a curated record